AUGCAUGAGGGUAUAGAAGAACAGGAAGGAAAUUUGCAAGAGGAAGAAUUGGAAUUUGCACUAGCAGCACUAGAUGAUUCCCUGCCAGAAGUGGAGAAUCCUUUGCAAGAAAUAAACCUGGGAACAGAAGAGGAUACUAGACCUACUUUCAUCAGCACAUUACUAGAAGAGCUAGUAAAGAAUGAGAUCAUUGCACUUCUGCAUGAUUUCAAAGACUGUUUCGCAUGA
Molecule: messenger RNA, 228 nt
Organism: Prunus armeniaca (apricot)
Lineage: Eukaryota; Viridiplantae; Streptophyta; Magnoliopsida; Rosales; Rosaceae
Source: the annotation of a GenBank genome assembly